Centruroides sculpturatus (bark scorpion) is the source of this 4886-nucleotide messenger RNA. RefSeq lists its product as uncharacterized. The transcript is spliced from 14 exons. The record is from RefSeq and is a predicted model, not a curated record. Gene Ontology annotation, molecular function: metal ion binding. The coding region runs from base 428 to 4117 and encodes 1229 amino acids. Lineage: Eukaryota; Metazoa; Arthropoda; Arachnida; Scorpiones; Buthidae.
GUGACGUCAGUCAGGGGCAAAUCGGGAGGUUUUUGAUUUUUCAAUCCCGAUUUCAUAUUGCAGAAGAUAGAAUGAUAUUUGAAAAAGUUUUAUAAUAAAGAUGAAAACACUUGUGAAUUAUCAAGUGCUGCUGGAAGUCUCCUGCAAUGUACAUGAAAAGUAGUAUGUGUGUGUUUACAUUUCUUGUUUUUGUUUAAUGUUUUUUGUUUUGUAAUUAUCACUUAAGUAUGUUAUAAAAUGGCUGCCUGAAGUAAUAUUUGUGGCAGUUUUUGGACUCCUCUCUGAAAGGAGAAAAAGCUAUUAUGCUGCCAGCAGAUCGUGGUCCACAAUAGUUUCUCUCUCUCUCUCUCAUUGCUGAAACGGCCAGCAAGGGCAUUGGUUUAGUGCUUGCCACUUACUGCAGUUUGGAAACAUAAAUGACUUUCUUAUGACAUUAUUGUUUUGUGGAUAUUGUGGAAAAAUAAUGAAAUAUCCUCAAUUAGUAUCAAGCACUACUCCUGCAUCCCUUCAAGAUUGGUUAGAAGGUGAACUGGAAAACUUGGGUAUUGAUGGAGUUUAUACACGCUACAUUUUAAGUCUUCUUAAAGAAGAUGGUGCUGAUCUUGAUCCACCAGAAUGUGAGCACUUAUUUGGUAAACUUGAAAAGUCUCAAUACAAGCAAUCUGGGAAUUAUCAUAAUCUAGGUAAAGAAUUAACGGUGCCACUUUCUGGAAAAUUAAGACAGAAAUGGAAAAGCUGGGAGAAGGAAAAGCUGUUUAAAUCAGAAAUUUAUCGUUGCAACUGUAUGGUGCUAUUUGAUUCAGAGGAGAGGAAAAAAAGUGUUGCAGUUGAAUGUUUGAAAUCUGCAUCUGAACAGAAAAAUGGAAUAGAAAAACUAAUUGAUGAAGUUUGUGCCAAAUUGAAGAAGAUCCAGUGUUCAGAAGUUAACUCAAAAGAAUGUACAAAGGAUGAACUUGGAUCAAAAGUGUUACUUUCAUCUCCCCAGGAACAAGCAGAAAAAUACUAUGCAGCCUUUCCAGCUCUUUGUGGCAAAAUUGAACCAUUGGCCCAGCUGUGCCAACAGCAAGAGAGCAAGAAAGUUGAAUCUGUAUGGGAGAGAAAGAAAAAUAGCUUUGAUGAUGGAAUUGGCAGUUCUUUCUAUGUACAAGAAUAUACUGACACACCAUCAGAAGAAGAAUUGUAUUCAGACUGUGAUAAUUUUGAUAAGCAUAGUGAUAUGUCAGAUAAAGAAAAUGAUGAUGAGAUGUUGAAAUUAGAAGUAGCAAAGAAAAUCUCACAAAAUAGAAAUGAUCAGAAACCUUCAUUCAUUGUUCCCAAACUGAAGAUGUCUGUACAUCGAAUACCUUUUUCUGUUAAAUGUUUACCCUUCACUCCAAUUAAUGUUGCUGAAAAGAAGAUACUUAAUAAGCUUGAUGAUUCAAUGACCCAAAUUAAUCGCUUUAAUUCAAAUAAAACAAAUGAAAUUAAUUCGAAUAAGAAUAAUCCACAUGUUGUUCCUGUCAAUGAUAUAAAUUUAACUGAAACCAAAGUUGAAGAUUAUAAUCAUGCUUGGGAAGAUGUAAUUAUAAAUACGAAAGAAUUAGAUGUUUUGUCAUAUCCUGCAACUUUAGGUGUUUCAUUUAAUGAUACAUUAGAAAAAGAAGAUUACAUUUAUAAUAAUUUUGCUGGUAAAUUUAAUAAUCAGUUGGCAUCAAUCUGGGCUCAGAAUGAUUUAUCAAAUUGUAGUUUUGAAUUUAAUUAUCCACUUAUAUUUGAAGUUUCAUUGAAAGAAAACAUUAAAAAAUCAUGCUUUUCUGUAAAACUUCUGGAAGAAUCUAUAAAAGAUAUUAAAUCUAUAUGGACUGUCAGUCCAGAUGAUUUUAAAUUGCUAAGUCCAUCAUCAUCAAAACUAUUCCCAUUAGCUUAUCUUCUGGCAAACAAUGUAGCAUCUGAACCAGAAAUAGAAAUGAAAAAUGAUAAACAGGCAUUAGAAGAAAGUACUAAGUAUUUGCCUAAUGAGGAUAAUUUUAUUGAAGUAUAUGAUGAUGAUGACAAUGAUGAUGAAAAUACAGAUGAUUUAUUUCCCAAUGUUUUUCCAGCAUUAGGUUCUGAGAAAAGAAAAAGUGAUAGUGCUGAAAAUUUUUCAAAUUUUAGUCUUUGGAAAGAUCGUUUUUAUAAUGAUGAUGACGAUGAUGAUGAUUACUUAGAUAAAGAAGGCACUUACUCAUUAUGGUCAACUCCAUCAUCAAUUUCAAUUUUACCAUUAGAACCUAAUGAAAAAACUAUAGAUUACAGUUUUGAUGAUAAUCAUUCUUUUCCUUGGGGUUUAGAUGAGUCAAAAAAUUUUGAUGAAUCAUGCCAUUAUAUUCAACAUAAUCACUGGUGUUCUGAUGAUUGCAUUCAUUCUUCUCUUGAAACUAAAACAUCUCUGAAUAAAACUAAAUGUACACUCACUUAUCAUAAAGGUGAGAGUCUCUUUGUAGAAGUUACUCCUUCUCCUAAACCCAAAGCUGUAACUGAAAUAAAUAAAAUUUCUUUUGAAAGAGAAUCCACAGAACGUGAUUUACUUGAACCACCAACAUCAGAUUCUGAUGAUCUUCUCACUUCUCCAAAGACCCAUUUUCAGCCAAUUCAUCAGGAUUCUUUAGAGAUGGAAAAUGUAGAUGAUAAUGUAACAAUGAUGCUUACUAUAAAUGCAGAUUCACCAGAAGAAUGUGAAUUCGAUAAUCUAAUUAUUUUACCUGAUGCAGAAAAUGAUUUAGAAAUUCAAAAUAAGCAUGAUUAUUUAUUAGAAAUGGAUGAAUAUUUACCAAAAAAAGCAGAUAUUUUUUAUGAUAUGCAAGAAAUGCAAAAUGAUAUUCAACCAGCUUCAUUUAAAGAACUGCCUGAAAAAAAUAAGUUUGAAAGUGACAAGAAAGUUUAUAAUGAUGAUAUAGAAUUGAGCAAUUUAGAUAUAUCAGAAUUUGUACAAAUGUGGAAAAAUAAUUAUUAUAAAGAAAAAGCAACCAAUACAGAAAUACCAAAUUUUGAUUGUGUUAGUAGUCAACCUCCAGUUGAAGAUUUAAAUGAAAUAAGAAAUCUUAUUGAAAAACUUAGUUCAUUUGACAGUAAUAAAGAAAUAAAUACUUCUGAAGAACAAUUUCUCUGUUCUGAAAAUAUAUCUGAAAGUGUAGAAAUGUGGAGAUGGAGUACUAAUGAUAGUAGUGAUGAUUGGAAUCUAAAUGAAAAUGCUUUUACAUCAUGGCAAAAUAUUAAUAAUCUAAAUGAUAUUAUAUCAUCAAAAGAUGUAGAAAAAUUGGAUAAUAAAAACAAUCUUGAAGCAUUAAAGAAAGAAAUUGAAGAGGAAGAGGAUGAACUGUUCAGAGAUAUUACUAGACUUAAGAAUGAAACUUGCAGUAGUAAUGUUGAAAGUCCAGAAACAAUUUUUGGCACUUAUUGUGGAUAUGAAAAUGAAUAUUUUUUGGAAAGCAAACAAUGGAGUGAAGAUUUGGAAAUACCUGAUUUUUAUUAUGAUUACAAUGGUGGAAAACAAGACUAUAGUGGUUGGGAUUCUUCAGAUUCCAAAGCUUACUCUGAUCAGUUUAAUAGUUCUCUUGGCCUUCGCAAUUCAGAUUUGGAAAGUGGAAGUAUGUUUCCAUUGGUGCCAGCAGAUAAAGUUCUUUACUCGUCGGAUCUCGAAGAUGAAUGGAGGCGUAGUAGUCGUUCUUUUAGCACUCCUCAUAAUCGAAAAAUCAAAAACAGACAUAAAAUAAUAUCUCAAAAAAAGCCAUGCAGUUUCUAUUUGGAAGGAAGUUGUCGUCGUAGUGAUUGCAAGUACUCUCAUGAUUUGAGUAAAAUAACAUGCCGAUUCUGGGAAGAAGGAUCAUGUUUUAAAGGAAUUACAUGUCCAUUUCUCCAUGGAUAUUCAAGUGAAGGAAGUUUUAGACAUGAAGAAUGUCGUCAUAGAAAGUGUAAUUAUACUUUGGAUUCAGAAACCGAUUUUCCGUCUCUUUCAACGUCAGCUCCGCAGGACACAGAGAGAGAAAUUUCCAAAGAUAUUUUAAGUAAAUGUAUACGCCGGAAGAGAAGACGAGGAAAAGUGCAGCAUGGAUUACCUAUUUCUAGCAGCUGGCCUCAACAGAAGGGAAAUAAGCAUUAAAUAUUAGGAUCUAAAAUUAAUUUAUCCUUCCCAUCAAACAUAAAAUAAUUGAAAAUUUUAUUUCCAAUUUAUUCUCAGAUUUAAUGUAGCUGUGCAAUGUUUUGUUUGUUUUUCUAUUCCAUAAUCCUAGUCAGCCAGUUAAUAUCCUAAUAAUGUUGUUCUUUAUUUUUCUGUUUGUUCCAAUAAAAUCUUACAAACUAAAAAAUAAAUAAAUUAAAAAAAAAACCAAAAAUAAAUAAAUAAACUAAUGUUGAGUGGAAUUAACAUUCCUCCAUUAGUUCAAAAAAGUAUUGACCAAAGGUAACUCUUUUGAGGGAUCGUGUUUGGGUUGCCCUUGAUGAAACUCUAUUGUUAUAAGAUAUGCAGAAUUUAAUAUUAUAUCAAAUCAAGAGUAAAAUAAUAAAUUUACUCGUUUCUGCACAUCUAUGAGUGAAGUUUGCAUUGCCCAAUGAGCAAUGGUAUAACACGAUCCCGAGUUCUCUCAAAUUUGAAGGGGAAUGAAAUCAUCAAAUCUAUAUGAUUAAUAGUUUAUUUAUUGUUGAAUUUGAUUUAACAAAGUCUAGUCACUAAUGGCAUUAAAUCAGUUUUUCUUUUGUUUUCAAAGUCAUCAAAAGAAACAAAUUUUAUUUUUGAUGUCAAAUUUAAAUCAAGCAAAUGCAUACUUUGAUCUAAUCAAAAUGUUUAAAGUCAUUUGCAACAUAGUCUGUUGUUACUUAACAAUAUGUAUCCCCUUCAUUUAUCUUACAAUAAAAAGACAGAGAGAGCUUAA